Messenger RNA from Phytophthora nicotianae INRA-310, 976 nucleotides. RefSeq lists its product as hypothetical. Lineage: Eukaryota; Oomycota; Peronosporomycetes; Peronosporales; Peronosporaceae. The record is from RefSeq and is a predicted model, not a curated record. Bases 28 to 852 code for a protein of 274 amino acids. The transcript has a single exon.
ACGCAGUGGUCAGCGAGUUAGGGUUCCAUGUCCCGUCGCUGCGCCGUGCAGCUCUCUCUACGUGCGCCUGGCCCGACGCCGCUGUCAUUAGGCGAUUUGCCCCACAGACAGACAACUAGCACAAGUACAGGCGCCGUAAUGAACAUGCGAGGCCUGGCAGCGACGGUGACGUCCUGCAUCGGCGGCAAGGACGAGAAAUUCGCGGUACAGGUCCGUCCCGCGGCGCCCGCGAGCGUCUACUUCGUAUACAAGACCAUGGGCGAGUUCGACGCGCUCUGGGGGUCACUGGAAACCCUCGCGCGCGACGUGAAACGCCGCACUUGCAACAGUCAGGAGAAGCCACAGGAGGAGAAGAAACCGAGUCUGUUGGCCAAGUGGCUGGCUGGUAUCGUGGACCACUACGCGUUCCGACAGAUCAUCCGCGACCUGCGUGCGCAGGAGAAGGAAACCAUGAGCACGCUCAACGUGCUGCUGCAGUUCCUCGUCGCGCGCGUGUCCGCGCUCUACAAGGAGCGCAGUCUUCUACACGCGUGCACUGUCGGGCGUCAACUCGUAACGCUCGUGCGCGACUUCUUGCAACAGCCCGUCGCGGCCAUCACCAAGACUGAGACGGUCGUCAAGACGACGCCCAGCACUAAGGAAGGCCGGAAACGCUCGUUCGAAGAGAUGCGCCCCGAGGACGGCGAGGAGCAGCGCAGCAGUCUGUUCCCUACACGCAGCGGCAGCGAGCGCGCUGUCAAGACCCAGAAGCUCUGUGGGAUGCGGGAGUGGGCCAUUCCACCUGUCGGCAAGCUGGGAAUGGUGGCGCCUGUGGCGUCUCGUCGGCGGGUGUUUGCGGAGGUGGAGUUUUGAAGACAAGGAGAAUUAUUUAUCACUUAGGAACGACGGCAUAGAAUCGUAUAGUAGUCUAGAGGUUGGCCGAGGCAGGCCACGUAUUUAUAAUAUGAGCCGAACGCAGUUUCCCCCACUACAUGAA